GCACUUCGUGGUUCUUACUUGUGACUGCAAUUCAGAAGGGAGUUUUUACUUUCAUUUCUUUCCAGUGGUUAAUAAAAUAAGCUUUGCCUCUUACCAUACAAUUUUUUUUCUCAUUUAUGAAAACUUUGAAAUUGUCAAGAGUAAAAUCCACUUCCUCAGGAUCUUUGGAAUAAACCUGACACUUAAGAAAAAUAUUUCAGCUUUCAUAGCUGUUUCAUUCCCUUUUUUCCUAGUUCAUUUUUCUUAAAAGUAUUUGUGCUUUGAAAAUGUCAGCUGUAUUCUAAUGAAGCUCAGGCAUUGUUUGCUCAUAAAGGGGCCGGUGCAUUCCACUGCUUUAUGGUUUAUUACCAGGCACAGUGUGAGAGUGUGGGUGGCACCAUUUGGUGUCUGCCUCUUGGUAGGGACUGCCAUUAUGUUAGCAUUGGAUUGGCAAGGGAAAUACAGCGUGCAAGAUCCUAUAUGAAUCUGGAGCCUGUGAAGAAAAUUUUAGCCAUAAACAGUCCUGCCUGAGCCCAGAAUGUGUGACAGCUUGAUCUCUUCAAGUGUACUCUUGAAGCCUGCAUUUCAGUUACAAUGAGUAUUCCCCCAGUCACAUCUCUGGUUUUGUGAUUUGCUAAUUCUAGUUGGAUAUGCUGUCUUUGCAAACUAAUGUGUGCUUGAUUUAUGAAGAUGGUGCUGUUGAUCUGUGGGGCCUGAAUUAUUUUUCACAUGAAGUGAAGCAUGUGAUGAGCCGCAUCAGUGGAGCAAACAGUCAGCAAGGUAACGUUUCGUUUGUUGCAUUUCCAGUUUCCAGCACCAGCUCACCAACAAAGAUUUUACCAAAAACCUUAGGACCAAUAAAUGUGAAUGUUGGACCCCAAAUGAUUAUAAGCACACCACAGAGACUAACCAGUUCAGGAAGUGUUCUGAUUGGGAGUCCAUAUACCCCGGCACCAGCAAUGGUUACUCAGACACACAUAGCAGAAGCCACUGGCUGGGUCCCAGGUGAUAGAAAACGGGCUAGAGAAUUUAUAGACUCUGAUUUUUCAGAAAGCAAACGAAGCAAAAAAGGAGAUAAAAAUGGAAAAGGCUUGAGACACUUUUCAAUGAAAGUGUGUGAGAAAGUUCAGCGGAAAGGUACAACGUCAUAUAAUGAAGUAGCUGAUGAGCUGGUGUCCGAGUUCACCAAUUCAAAUAACCAUUUGGCAGCUGAUUCGGCUUAUGAUCAGAAGAACAUUAGGCGAAGAGUUUAUGAUGCUUUAAAUGUGCUGAUGGCAAUGAACAUAAUUUCAAAGGAAAAAAAAGAAAUCAGAUGGAUUGGUCUGCCUACCAAUUCUGCUCAGGAAUGUCAAAACCUGGAGAUAGAGAAGCAGAGGCGGAUAGAACGGAUAAAGCAGAAGCGGGCCCAGCUUCAAGAACUUCUCCUGCAGCAAAUCGCUUUCAAAAACCUGGUACAAAGAAAUCGGCAAAAUGAACAGCAGAACCAGGGCCCUCCAGCUCUAAACUCCACCAUUCAGUUGCCAUUUAUAAUCAUCAACACAAGCAGAAAAACAGUCAUAGACUGCAGCAUCUCCAGUGACAAGUUUGAAUAUCUUUUUAAUUUUGACAACACCUUUGAGAUUCAUGAUGACAUAGAAGUGCUGAAGCGAAUGGGGAUGUCCUUUGGCCUGGAGUCAGGCAAAUGCUCCCUGGAGGAUCUGAAACUUGCUAAAUCACUGGUGCCAAAGGCUUUGGAAGGCUAUAUCACAGACAUCUCCACAGGACCGUCUUGGUUAAAUCAGGGACUGCUUUUGAACUCUACCCAAUCCGUUUCAAAUUUAGACCUGACCACCGGUGCCACCUUGUCCCAAUCAAGUGUAAACCAAGGGUUGUGCCUGGAUGCUGAAGUGGCCUUAGCAACGGGGCAGCUCCUUGCCCCAAACAGUCACCAGUCCAGCAGUGCGGCCUCUCACUGCUCUGAGUCCCGAGGCGAAACGCCCUGUUCAUUCAACGAUGAAGACGAGGAAGAGGACGAGGAGGACUCAUCCUCCCCAGAAUAAAGACAGGCGCAAACCCGCGUUUUGCUCUCUGAUGCUCAUGUGUGUUUUUAGUGUGAGCUCUUGUUUUUGAAACGACUGCUUCAGUCUUUGCCUUUGUUUGCACUGUGUGUUCAGUGAAAACUCGGGAAACACAAUAAGCAAAUUACCUGAAGGCUGAGAUGGUUGAGAAGAAAGCUAACGUAGUGUGAAUGAAACUCUAAACAACAGAGCAGUAGAUCACGUGGCAAACACAGCCUGUUCUCUGAGGUGGUGGAGGGGACCAUCCCUGAGGAACGGGCAGCAUGGAUGCCACACAUAUCCCUUCCGUGCGGCGGGGCCAUUGUGGCCCCUGCAUCCACCCACCCCCUUAGAACUGAGAUGGCUACAUGAACAGCCCCUAAUGGUGUGGUUCCCUCGUCCCGUUCCCUGGCCUGGGCUGCCCUUUCCCGAGGCUGACUGACCACAAGAGGUUCCUGGUGGGAGGAGCUGUGCAGGGAGUGAGGGAGACCUCGGGGCCCCAGGAGCACAGAUCGAACCGCUGAACUAGUUGAAAGUCUAGUCGAGGUGCUUUAUGCAUCAGCUGCCUUAGACGGCUUCUAGAAAGGAGCGAGCGCGAAUUCUGAAGUACUUAAGUGACAUUUAGAAUAAUUUAUAGUCCAGCUGAAAUUAUCACUCUUAGCCAAUGCAUUGGUGCAUAGAAUUUUCUAGGGCUACUUCUGGAAGCCAAAAUAGAAUAGUAUUUUCACGUGCAUUAAAUACUUUGCCAGCACUGCCUUUCGCCAGCAUCUUAAAUCUGGAGUGUUACAGAGCAGGAAAUUGUCUCUGUAGUUUUAAUCAGAGCUAUGCGUUCCCUACAGCUUUUUCACUUAGCACAAAACAAAGAAACAUAUCCCUAUGACUGAACUGCUUGCUUACUGUUCCAUGCAAAUAAUUGUAUGAUUUCACCCCGUGUGCAAUUUGUAAAAGUGAACUGCCAUGACUUUUGUCUGAAAAGGAGUUCAAGAAUACGAACAAGCA
This is a messenger RNA of Odocoileus virginianus texanus, 3014 nucleotides long. NCBI's taxonomy places the organism in Eukaryota, Metazoa, Chordata, Mammalia, Artiodactyla, Cervidae. The record is from RefSeq and is a predicted model, not a curated record.